CGCAAAGCUCAGAACAGAGCUGCCCAGAGAGCAUUUCGAGAACGGAAAGAGAGACACAUGCGAGACCUUGAGGUUACAAUAAAGCAGAUGCGAGAACAGCGUGAAAAGGUCUACUCGGAAAACGAACAACUAAAAAGCGACAACGAAGUCCUCAAGUGCGAAAACUGGUACCUCAAA
This is a messenger RNA of Phycomyces blakesleeanus NRRL 1555(-), 177 nucleotides long. Its product is annotated as basic-leucine zipper transcription factor. Gene Ontology annotation, molecular function: transcription cis-regulatory region binding; DNA-binding transcription activator activity, RNA polymerase II-specific. The record is from RefSeq and is a predicted model, not a curated record. Gene Ontology annotation, cellular component: RNA polymerase II transcription regulator complex. The transcript has a single exon. NCBI's taxonomy places the organism in Eukaryota, Fungi, Mucoromycota, Mucoromycetes, Mucorales, Phycomycetaceae. The annotation marks the transcript as partial.